UAAUUUAACUGGAAGAGAAAUGGCGCAGCAAGUGAUUCAGCUGGAUCAAGAAAAACUGAGCUGUUCCAUCUGUCUGGAUCUCUUGAAGGAUCCAGUCACUAUUCCCUGUGGGCACAGCUACUGCAUGGACUGUAUCAAAAAAUACUGGGAUGAGAAUGAAACACACAGCUGUCCCCAGUGCAGAGAGACUUUCAUACCAAGACCUGUCCUGGUGAAAAACACCAUGUUUGCUGAGUUAGUAGAGGACCUAAAGAUAGCAGGACUUCCAGCUGCUUCGUCUGAUCAUGCCUAUGCUGGACCUGGAGACAUGGCCUGUGAUUUCUGUUCUGGGAGGAAGCGGAAAGCCUCCAAGUCCUGCCUGGUGUGUAUGGCCUCUUACUGUGAGCAGCACCUCCAGCCUCACUACAACGUAGCUCCGUUAAAGAAACACAAGCUCAUCAAAGCCACUUCAAAGCUUCAGGAGAACAUCUGCACUCACCAUGAUGAGGUGAUGAAGAUUUUCUGCCGCACUGAUGAGCAGUGUAUCUGUUAUCUCUGUUUAAUGGAUGAACACAAAGACCAUGUCACAGUGUCAGCUGCAGCAGAAAGAGCUGAGAAGCAGAAAAAUCUAGCAAGGAAUCGACACAACAUCCAGUACAGAAUCCAAAACAGAGAGAGGGAUGUGAACCUGCUUAAGCGGGAACUGGAGGCCAUCAGUCUUUCUGCUGAUAAAGCUUUGAUGGAAAGUGAGGAGAUGUUCAAAGACUUGAUCAGUCUGAUUGAGAAAAAAAGCUCGGAGGUGAAGCAGAAGAUCAGAUCCAAGCAGAAAACUGAACGGACUCGAGUCAAAGAACUUCAGGAGAAGCUAGAGCAGGAGAUCGGUGAGUUGAGGAGGAAAGACACUGAACUGGAGCAGCUCUCACUAACAGAGGAUCAUAUCCAUUUUCUAAAUAAUUUUUCCUCACUGUCACAUUUGAAUAAAUAUACAGAUUUACCGAGCACCUCCAACCACACUCUGCAGUACUUUCAAGGUGUGACCACGGCUGUAUUACAGGCCAGAAAUAAAAUGAAGGAUCUUCUGAGUGAUGAAUGGUCAAAAAUUUUAGUUGCAGUGAAUAAAGCAGAUGUGCUACUGCCUCAAGAAGAACCCACAACUAGAGGGGAAUUUUUGAAAUAUUCUUGUGGCAUCACUGUUGGUCCAAAGACGGAAACAAAGCCUUUCUCACUGUAUGGACGUGCGUCAUAUGGAGAUUACUCUGAAAACUCGCAUGUCCAGAGUAAUGAGGUUCUGAAUGGACCUUGCUACUGGGAGGUAAAGUUGACUGGUAUAGCAACAGUGGGUGUUGCAAAGAAGUAUGACUCCUAUAGUGGGUCAAGUAAUAACCGUGGAUUGGGAUCAGAUCACGAGUCUUGGGCAUUAAAAUAUUCACAUGGCAGUUAUCAAUUCAGACAUGGAAACAUUUUAACUUCCCUCUCAGGCCCUCAGUCUUCCACAGUUGGAGUAUAUUUGGAUCACAGGGCAGGUAUUCUGUCUUUUUACAGCAUCACUGAGACCAUGAAUCUCCUCCACAGAGUCCAGACCAGGUUCACUCAGCCUCUCUAUGCUGGAUUUUGGAUUCAACAGAAUCAGAAAAACUCUCUUGAAUUGUGUGAGUUGAAGGAGACAAGUGAUACUGAAUCAUGAGAAUUUAAGCUCUGCCUACUGCCAUUCGUUAAAGU
Messenger RNA from Pelmatolapia mariae (spotted tilapia), 1698 nucleotides. Its product is annotated as E3 ubiquitin-protein ligase TRIM16-like. The coding region runs from base 20 to 1663 and encodes 547 amino acids. Lineage: Eukaryota; Metazoa; Chordata; Actinopteri; Cichliformes; Cichlidae. Gene Ontology annotation, molecular function: protein binding; zinc ion binding. The transcript has a single exon. The record is from RefSeq and is a predicted model, not a curated record.